AUGGGUGCCUUGAUCAUGGGUGAGUUCCGGCGGUUGGCCGUGGAGACUGACCGGUUUCUGUCCCGGUUUGGUGAGGGCAGGGUGUUUCCCUGGCACGAACGGUUGACACUUCUGAGUGUCGAGACCAGUGGAGGCUGGGUGAAGCACGUGCAGGUGUGGGCGUGCAUUGAUGUCGGUACGGACGGAGGAUACUUUGCUCUUGUGGAGACUACGAGUCACAGAGACGACGGGGAGGAAACUCGAUCGGUCGUGGUGGAUGCCUUUCGUUUCCCGGAUACGAUGUAUGGGCUUGAGCCCUACUCGGAUGGCGGUGCCGGCUUUUGGCACUUUUACCAGGCGCAGCUGGGUCCCGGCGAGGACUGGACGGAGGAGUAUGUGCAGGCCUUUGCCUCUGGGUCUUGGGAUCGACAGGCAGGUAUUGUCGUGCAGUGGUCGUGGUAG
Microdochium trichocladiopsis is the source of this 441-nucleotide messenger RNA. RefSeq lists its product as uncharacterized. NCBI's taxonomy places the organism in Eukaryota, Fungi, Ascomycota, Sordariomycetes, Xylariales, Microdochiaceae. The record is from RefSeq and is a predicted model, not a curated record. The coding region runs from base 1 to 441 and encodes 146 amino acids. The transcript has a single exon.